Molecule: messenger RNA, 3463 nt
Organism: Cyprinus carpio (common carp)
Lineage: Eukaryota; Metazoa; Chordata; Actinopteri; Cypriniformes; Cyprinidae
Product: serine/threonine-protein kinase PLK4
Biological process (GO): protein phosphorylation
Molecular function (GO): ATP binding; protein kinase activity; protein binding
Source: RefSeq, a predicted model, not a curated record
ACAGCGACGUCGGUGACGUCAUCACGCGUUCUACGGGCGGACUUUUUCAAAAUGGAGGAACGGCAAACAUUUUGGAGGGGAAUACAAAUAUACCGAUUAAAUGCAUUUUUACACAUCAUGAUCAAGUCAAACCCUCUCAUAUUUGCGGAAAAAUAAGGAUAUUUUGAACAUAAUUACCGUAUCGUCGGACUGAAGAGGUUAUGAAGUGAAAAUGAGUGUUUCAAUCGGUGAAAAUAUUGAGGACUUCAGGGUUCUCACCUUGUUGGGUAAAGGCUCUUUUGCAUGCGUGUACAGAGCAAAGUCUGUAAACACGGGCUUGGAGGUGGCAAUUAAAAUGAUUGACAAGAAGGCCAUGCACAAAGCUGGCAUGGUGCAGAGAGUCAUUAAUGAGGUGGAGAUUCAGUGUCGGUUAAAGCAUCCGUCGGUUCUUGAGCUGUACAAUUACUUUGAGGACAGUAAUUAUGUGUACCUGGUUCUGGAGAUGUGUCACAAUGGGGAGAUGAGCCGCUACCUGAAAGAGAGGAAGAAACCUUUCACCGAGGAAGAGGCGAGGCACUUCAUGCAUCAGAUUGUGAAGGGAAUGCUGUACCUCCACACUCAUGGGAUCAUGCACAGGGACCUGACCUUGUCCAACCUCCUGCUCACCACCAGCAUGAACAUUAAAAUCGCAGACUUUGGUUUGGCGACGCAGCUCAAGCUUCCCAGUGAGAAGCACUUCACCAUGUGUGGCACUCCAAACUACAUUUCACCUGAGGUGGCUACACGCAGCGCUCACGGCCUGGAGUCGGACGUUUGGUCACUGGGCUGCAUGUUCUACGCCUUCCUCACGGGCAGACCUCCCUUUGACACGGACACUGUGAAACACACCCUCAAUAAGGUGGUUCUGGGAGAAUAUCAGAUGCCCACUCACAUAUCAGCAGAAGCUCAGGACCUGAUUCAGCAGCUCUUGCAGAAGAACCCGGCUGUCAGGCCCAGUCUCUCCACAGUGCUGGACCACCCUUUUAUGACUCAGACGGGGCCCACCGCAAGCAAAGACUCUGGGAGCAGUGACGGGGGGUCCAUAGAUAGCGGCAUAGCCACCAUAUCCACAGCCUCCAACGCCACCAAUAGCAGCAGCAGCAGCAGCCGGCUACAGAGAAAAACAAGGCAGGUGAUUGGACAGCCCUUGCCCAAUCGCAUGGCGCCGAUCCCCAGUCACUCCCAUCAUUCCACCAGCUCCAGUUUUAAGAGCGGGCAAGAUUGGCAGCCACAUUUGCAAGAUGAUUUAUCAAGGAUGGGUAUUGGUAGAGUUCCCAUGGGUGCUGACAGCGGAAGGCCUCAUUCUCGCUACUUGAGACGGGCUCACUCAUCAGAUCGAUCCAGUGCUGGGUUUAGCAACACUCCACAGGAAGCGGAGCUGGAGAGAUGCCACUCGGAAGAGAUGCUUCCAGGGUCCGGACGAUUAUUUCCAUCAACCUCCAGCUACAGAAACAUGCCCCAUGGCUACUCUGAGCAUGGGCGCCUGCCUUCUCCACCUGUAAAACAGCCUGCAAAUCCGGGAUCAUCUUUCCCUACAUCCACCCAUUCACUGAGACCACAAAUGCACGAUUCUCAAUUGCAGGCCUGGUUCAGCAGUGAUGGACAGGAUGGUGUAGAGCAGACAGGAAGAGAAGUGGGAGAGAGAGAGGGAGAUGGGAUUAGCAAAGGUCCUCGAGCUGGGAUUCGAACUCAGGACGCCAGUAACACAACAGCUAUUGGAGCGUUCAAGAGGCCGGCAGACCUGAGCAGUCACAGCAGCAGUGGGAGUGUUCACUCUGGACGAGGGCCGGUCGGGACACAGAUCUCCUGCAGUGAUAAGCCCAGCAGCCUUCACUCUCAGCAGCAACCUAAACUUUUCCCGCACAACAAUCCAGGGCCCUGCAGGGAAGAUGGGUUUGGAUCAGGACACGUGUCAGAAUCUCAGGGCUACUCGGACACACAGUUUCUGGGUCCACCCCUCUCCAGAGGCAAAGCAAACACAGAGAAGGAGAAAGUGUGCCCUAAGAAGAGCUUCCCUCCACUCUGUGCUGCCAGACUCAAGCCUAUUAGACAAAAGACCAAAAACGCUGUGGUCAGUAUCCUGGAUUCUGGAGAGGUCUGUAUGGAGCUGCUGAAGGGACAAGGAGCUCAGGAGAGAGUCAAAGAAGUACUAAGGAUAUCUUGUGAUGGAUCCAUGGUUACAGUGUAUCAACCCAAUGAAGGGAAAGGCUUCCCUGUGCUGGACCACCCCCCCUCACCACCUGAAGACAUUCUCAUCUGCAGCUAUGAGGACUUACCAGAAAAAUACUGGAAGAAAUAUCAGUAUGCCACCAAGUUUGUCCAGUUGGUGAAAUCAAAGACCCCUAAAGUCACACUGUACACAAAAUUUGCCAAGUGCAUGCUGAUGGAGAACACUCCUAAUGCAGACCUGGAGGUGUGCUUCUAUGAUGGUGCAAAAACCCAUAAGACGAGGGAGCAGGUGCGUGUGGUGGAGAAGAACGGGAAAUCGUAUACGGUAAAGGGUGACAUUGGGCUGAGCGGACUGAGUCCUGAGUGCAGACUCUACAUGGAGCUCUCUGAGGAGGGGCAUCGAAUGUGUCUGUCUUUGGAAGCGGCCAUCACUGCCGAGGAGCAGAGAAGCGCUAAAAACACUCCAUUCUUUCCCAUCACUAUCGGCAGGAGAGCCACCAAUCCAGCCUUUUCAGCUUCUCAGCCUCCGUGUCCGUCUGAGUCUUGCCCAGCAGCACCUGCAGAGGUGGCUCAGGUGUGCCUCAGUCCGCCCCAGCCACCCCACAUCACGCCAUCAAUGAUUUCCUAUGCAGGAUCAGACUUCACUACAGCUAGUGUGGCUAAAGGCAGCUCACCCCAAUCAGGCAAAGAUGAACGCACCGUUAACUCAGGAAAGGUGCUCAAGUCCAUUUUUGUGCCUAACAUUGGCUGGGCCUCUCAGUUAACUACUGGUGAGGUAUGGGUUCAGUUUAAUGAUGGAUCCCAGCUGAUGGUCCAAGUUGGUGUCUCUUGCAUCACUUUUACUUCCCCUGAUGGACACAUCACCAGGUAUAAAGAGAAUGAGAAGUUACCAGAGCUGGUCAAAGAGAAGCUCCACUGUCUCUCGAGCAUCCUGGGCCUCCUCGCCAGCCCUGCUGUCAGACGCUGAUGAGCCCUACACACACAAAUAAACCUGUUUAUAUGACCUGAGCAUCGCUGUCCCAAGCACUUCUGCUUUUUUACGUCAUAUUCUCAUGAAUGUGCUUUGAGUGUUUGUAAAUACAUUUUUUUAAACAUUUGUACAUAUAGUCCCAAAGAUUAUGAAAAUUAUAUAUUUUUAUGUUGUACAUAAUGGGCUUCCUGUCUUCGUGUUGUGUAUUAAGUUUAUUUUUGUGACCCAGUUCGACUCAGCACUUCAAUGAAAUGUUAGCUGUACAAACAUACAAGCAUUAAACAUCUGCUUCCUGGUGUAUUAUUG